Molecule: messenger RNA, 1149 nt
Organism: Melitaea cinxia (Glanville fritillary)
Lineage: Eukaryota; Metazoa; Arthropoda; Insecta; Lepidoptera; Nymphalidae
Exons: 3
Coding region: 159-1091 (310 amino acids)
Source: RefSeq, a predicted model, not a curated record
GCUAAUAACAUUGUUAAACGGUAAAACUCAGUUGUUAUACAAAAAGUAUACUUUUUACAAGCAUUACACAUCGAUAGAAAAUUUGAGCAGAUGGAACUGCACUAGACGUCCUAGAUGUAAUGCCUAUGUUAUUGCGAAUGACGAUUUGGUAAUAAAGAAUGGCCAUUAUGAACACAAUCAUGAUAUAUAUAGCUGAAUUAAUAACCACGAUCAACGACAAAUGCUUUUUGAAGUACAAGCAAUUUUUUUACACGAAAGUGUCGAGAAAGAAGUGGCGGUGUAUUAACACCAGUAAAUGUUAUGCGUCUAUCAUCGUGAACGAAUAUUGUCAAGUCCUGGAAGAGAGGAAGGCUCAUCUGCAUCCAUCCCCAACCUUCAUUAAAACCAGGAGUGGAAAUUUCAAUAAAAUAUUUCUUAAAGCUAAUACCAUUACUACAAAGCAAUUUGAUAACGAUAUCGAUCAACUAAGUACUUCUCCAACAUUCUUCAGAUCAUAUAAAUCUGCAUCACAAGCUUCCAGUUCAUGUCAUCUAAACGAAAUAAUUUCAGAUAAUAUCGAUAAUCCCAAAGAUUCUUCUCAAGAAACACAAAAAAGAUAUAUCAGAAACAGAAAAAGAAAAAAUAGAGCUAAUCCUAACAAUUGGAUGUGUAAUAAAAGGAAACACUUAAGAAACUCUGGUCAAGAAUAUGAAACGAAAAAUAAUAAAAGAAAAAAAGCGAGGUCUGUUAAAACGCCGUGUAAUAAUUGUAGAUUUAAAUGCACGUCUUUGAUAACCGAAGAGGAGCGAAAAGAAAUAUUUGACGAAUAUUGGAACCUAGGUGAUUUGAAGCUUCAAAGACAUUAUAUUUAUAAUAGAACUGAAUCAAUUUUAGUAAAGUACAGAUACACGACAACUGUGAAUGGUAGAGGAUUGAAUCAGGCAUAUUAUUUUUUUAUUCAAGACCGAAAAGUGAGAGUUUGCAAAUCAUUUUUCUUGUCUACUUUAGAUAUAAGCGAUAAGGUUACAAGGACAGUAUUACGUAGAAAGCUUAAAGGAGAUGAUAAUAUGGAGGAUUAUCGAGGAAAACAUCGAAAAAGAAGCUCUUAUUAAUAAGGUGUCUUAGUCAAUAUGAAGAUAGCGACUUUACACAGAUAAAAGAAUUAAUUUA